Notolabrus celidotus (New Zealand spotty) is the source of this 1583-nucleotide messenger RNA. RefSeq names its product RNA binding protein fox-1 homolog 1-like. NCBI's taxonomy places the organism in Eukaryota, Metazoa, Chordata, Actinopteri, Labriformes, Labridae. The record is from RefSeq and is a predicted model, not a curated record. Gene Ontology annotation, biological process: regulation of alternative mRNA splicing, via spliceosome; nervous system development. The transcript is spliced from 14 exons. The coding region runs from base 110 to 1276 and encodes 388 amino acids. Gene Ontology annotation, molecular function: mRNA binding. Gene Ontology annotation, cellular component: nucleus; cytoplasm.
AGUCUCUCUGUCCGCGCUGUGUGUUUGAGCAGCAGAGGAAGGCAGAGGGAGACAGAGCAGCUCCCAGCAGCUAUCCGCAUCUCGUCCACGCGGAGCUUCCAGCGGCUGAAUGCAGCAGAUCUGUUCAGAGAGCAGCAGCUGCAGAAACACAGACAACAACUCGGUUUCAGGUCACCUCAUGAGCAGUGAGCAGGAGCAGCUGAGGGGUAACCAGGACACACCGGCCCCCCCGGACCCAUCCAUGGCCCAGGCUUACCCAUCAGCCCAGUUCGCCCCCCCUCCCCAGAACGGCAUUCCAGCUGAGUUUACAGCUUCACACCCCCACCCGCACCCACACUCCCACCCACACCCACACCAGCACCCGGCAGCCCCCCAGGACUACAGCGGGGUCCCGGCCUCCGUCAGCGAGCACCCCCUCAACAUGUACCAGUCCUCACAGAGCCACAGCGAGCCAGGGGGGUCCGAGUCAGGGGCGCAGACAGUCACCGGAACAGCCACACAGACAGAUGAUUCUGCACAGACAGACAGUCAGACAUCAUCACAGACUUUACCUGAAAGCACAGACAGCAAGACCCAGCCCAAGAGACUGCAUGUCUCCAACAUCCCCUUCAGGUUCAGAGACCCAGACCUCAGGCAAAUGUUUGGUCAAUUUGGCAAAAUCUUAGAUGUGGAAAUCAUCUUCAACGAGCGUGGCUCUAAGGGUUUUGGGUUCGUAACGUUCGAGCAUAGCGUGGACGCCGACAGGGCCAGAGAGAAAUUACACGGCACCGUGGUAGAAGGCCGUAAAAUAGAGGUCAACAAUGCAACAGCCCGAGUAAUGACAAAUAAGAAGACUGUCAACCCAUAUGCAAAUGGCUGGAAGUUGAAUCCAGUGGUCAGCGCUGUCUACAGCCCCGAGUUCUAUGCAGUUCCAGGUUUUCCAUACCCAGCAGCCAGUGCAGCAGCAGCAGCAUACAGAGGAACCCACCUACGAGGUCGAGGACGGACGGUCUACAACACGUUCAGGGCGGCCGCUCCGCCCCCCCACAUCCCUGCAUACGGAGGUGUUGUUUACCAGGAUGGAUUUUAUGGUGCAGAUAUUUAUGGUGGUUACGCUGCCUACAGAUAUGCCCAGCCUACUGCUGCCACAGCUGCUGCAUACAGUGACAGUUACGGACGAGUAUAUGCUGCAGACCCCUACAACCACACACUCACUCCAGCAGCCACAUACAGCGUUGGUGCCAUGCAUUCUGCAUGUUCCCGCGGCAUGAAGCAUGUCGCUGUGCUUGCUGCAUGAUGAUCUCUCCAGUCAUUGGUCAAAUCACCAACACCCGUUCACACUGGAAUGACGGUAACGUAAUGUUGGAACUCUGGUUGUAGUUUGUGCAGAACUGAAGAGGCUAAUGAGGUCUAUGUGUUUGUGUGUUUGUGUGUGUUUCUAUGAAUAUUUGUGUGUUUUGUAUUUUUCUGUGUGUGCGAAUGUGUGUGUUUCAGAAUGCGUUCACCCCACUGACAGAUGCCAAAACUCGGAGUCAUGCAGACGACGUGGGGCUGGUUCUGUCCUCUCUGCAGGCCAGUAUAUACAGGGGGGGCUACAGCCGCUU